GCCUGGAGUGGUUGUCUAGAGUCAGUGCGAGCACCCACCCCCCACAGUGUCCUCCACCACGAACCUGGGACGAGGGGGGUGGGGCACUGAGGGCUGAAGCAUCUAGAGGAUUUAGUUUUUAAUCUAGUAGUUAGCUUUCCUCUUCGUCUUACUCUUUGCUUUUCUCUUGACCGAUACUACGAGAGAUGAGAGUGCUGAAUGCGUCACGUCUACACAACUCACGGCCUGCUACUACUCCUCUUCAAGAUACAAUAGUCAGGGGCUACGACUGCAAACUUCUUUGCACUCAUACUCACGAUCAUAAGGAUAAGCAUAACUAGUUACUUAGUAGUUGUAACUACUAAACUAUGACGAUUGGAAUUGGUAGAGAGUGUCGCUGUAAUGUUACCGCUGGCUCUAACUCAUUGGCCCC
This is a messenger RNA of Amoebophrya sp. A25, 412 nucleotides long. Lineage: Eukaryota; Dinophyceae; Syndiniales; Amoebophryaceae. The record is from the annotation of a GenBank genome assembly.